Molecule: messenger RNA, 1704 nt
Organism: Suricata suricatta (meerkat)
Lineage: Eukaryota; Metazoa; Chordata; Mammalia; Carnivora; Herpestidae
Gene: LHX4
Product: LIM homeobox 4
Exons: 6
Coding region: 1-1173 (390 amino acids)
Biological process (GO): regulation of transcription by RNA polymerase II; neuron differentiation
Cellular component (GO): nucleus
Molecular function (GO): RNA polymerase II transcription regulatory region sequence-specific DNA binding; DNA-binding transcription factor activity, RNA polymerase II-specific
Source: RefSeq, a predicted model, not a curated record
AUGAUGCAGAGCGCAGCUGUCCCCGCGGAGGGGGCUGUCAAGGGGCUCCCGGAGAUGCUUGGUGUGCCGAUGCAACAGAUUCCUCAGUGUGCUGGCUGCAACCAGCACAUCCUGGACAAGUUCAUCCUGAAGGUCCUGGACAGACACUGGCACAGCUCUUGCCUCAAGUGUGCAGACUGCCAGAUGCAGCUGGCAGACAGAUGCUUCUCCAGAGCUGGGAGCGUCUACUGCAAGGAAGACUUCUUCAAGCGCUUCGGCACAAAAUGCACGGCCUGCCAGCAGGGCAUCCCCCCGACCCAGGUGGUGCGCAAGGCCCAGGACUUUGUCUACCACCUGCACUGCUUCGCCUGCAUCAUCUGCAACCGGCAGCUGGCCACCGGGGAUGAGUUCUACCUCAUGGAGGACGGGCGGCUGGUGUGCAAGGAGGACUACGAGACGGCCAAGCAGAAUGAUGACUCUGAGGCCGGAGCGAAGCGGCCCCGGACCACCAUCACGGCCAAACAGCUGGAGACAUUAAAGAAUGCCUACAAGAACUCCCCCAAGCCUGCCCGGCACGUGAGGGAGCAGCUGUCCUCGGAGACCGGCCUGGACAUGAGGGUCGUACAGGUGUGGUUUCAGAACCGCAGGGCCAAGGAGAAGCGGCUGAAGAAGGACGCGGGGCGGCACCGCUGGGGGCAGUUCUAUAAGAGCGUCAAGAGGAGCCGGGGAGGCGGCAAGCAGGAGAAGGAGAGUUCUGCCGAGGACUGUGGGGUUAGUGACAGUGAGCUGAGCUUCCGAGAGGAUCAGAUUCUCUCAGAACUUGGCCACACCAAUAGGAUUUAUGGCACCGUGGGGGACGUUACAGGCGGACAGUUAAUGAAUGGGAGCUUCUCCAUGGACGGGACGGGACAAUCCUAUCAGGACUUGAGGGAUGGGAGCCCCUAUGGGAUCCCCCAGUCUCCAUCCUCCAUAUCGUCCCUGCCAUCCCACGCUCCUUUGCUCAAUGGGCUGGAUUACACGGUGGACAGUAAUUUGGGCAUCAUUGCGCAUGCAGGGCAGGGAGUGAGCCAGACGCUGAGAGCCAUGGCUGGGGGACCCACCUCUGACAUCUCCACAGGAAGCAGUGUAGGCUACCCCGACUUUCCAACUAGCCCCGCCUCUUGGCUCGAUGAAAUGGAUCAUCCUCCUUUUUAAACAUCUCUCCUCCCCACCCUACCCGUCCCGGCUUGAGAGAAUAUCUUCAAGGAUCAAAAGAGACUUGCCUUUUAAGGAACAAAAGUGCGCCAAUGUGAAUUUCCAUUAUUUUCAAUGGAAGUCCUCCGCUGGUCCCUAGGUGGUCGAGGGACCAUGCUAGGGCACUGUUGUCCCGGGGAAGUAGUGGGAAGACAGCCUCGUCAGGACACCGCACAGGGGCGCACAGCCUAGAGCGCUAAGGUGCUGCUUGGUGGCUUCCUCCCCUGCGCCCCCCCCUCCCCGCUUACAGGCUUUGGCUGCUCAGUGCUUGGUAGCACAAGGUGACUGUCAGGCAACCUUGGCCUUUGGGAACUCUGCUCCGACGGGCGUGUCUCGUGAGAUGCUUCCCGCACCACUGCUCUCACCAGAACUGAGAUUCUUGAGACAGAGGCAUCACAGCCCUUGAAUAUAAUAAAAGUGAUUUCUGGACCACUCUACUGAACUCUGAUUUUGAAAAUAAAAAGUCACUUAUUAAAGGUCAGUGAAAACUUU